CAAAUAUAUAAGAUUAUUUUAAGCUACAAUGGGUAUCUCCACGGUUUCUGAAUGGAAUGUACCCGGCAGCCCCGAGGACGAAGAAGCCGUUGAAAGAGCCAGGCAGUUCAAAGUAGGUAUGUACACGAAUCCGAUUUUCUCUACAAACGGGGAUUAUCCACAAUUAGUAAAAGACCUGGUUGCUAAGAAAAGUGCUCUUGAAGGCUUCUCUAAAUCUAGACUUCCCGAAUUCACUUCGGGUGAAAUUGAAUAUAUUAAGGGAACAUCCGAUUUUUUCGGAUUGAAUCAUUACACUACCAGGCUGACGAAAAAUUCUCCAGCAACUGACGGUGAAAUUUCAUUUCAUAACGAUAUGGAAGCGGACGUAUCCUAUGAUCCUAGUUGGCCAAUGGAUCCAGCUAAUAGAUUUGCUAUUAUUCCAUGGGGCUUCAGAAGGCUUUUGGCGUGGAUUAAAAGCACAUAUAACAAUCCUGUUAUUCAUGUUACAGAAAGUGGUUCUCCAGAUUAUGGAGGAUUAGAAGAUAAAGUUAGAAUAUCGUAUAUAGGGCAAUAUCUUGAAGCACUUCUGGAAGCUAUUAAUCAAGACAAUGUGCAUGUACAAAGUUAUUCCGUUUGGUCUUUAAUGGAUAAUUUUGCAUGGAAUGGUGGAUACUUAACCAAAAUUGGACUUCAUUACGUCAAUUUUACGGACCCAGAUCGUCCAAGAAUACCUAAAUUAUCAGCCACUUAUUACAAAAACAUCAUCGCCAGCAGGGUAGUUGGGGACUACCCUCCACUCUCGUAAAGUUAUUUACUAUUUCGAAAUAUGUGUUUGUAUCUUUUGAAAUAAAACAUAUACUACAGUU
Molecule: messenger RNA, 845 nt
Organism: Agrilus planipennis (emerald ash borer)
Lineage: Eukaryota; Metazoa; Arthropoda; Insecta; Coleoptera; Buprestidae
Product: cytosolic beta-glucosidase-like
Exons: 5
Coding region: 29-784 (251 amino acids)
Biological process (GO): carbohydrate metabolic process
Molecular function (GO): beta-glucosidase activity
Source: RefSeq, a predicted model, not a curated record